AUAAAGGAGGCUUAACGGGUUCCUUCCAGUGGCCCUGAAAGAGGGCUUGGCGUACCCAUUGACUAACAAGGUCUGUGACUGUUUCAGGAUCAAAGACUCACUUGCUGUCAUUAGCAACUUCCUGCAUAACACUACUGUAGCCUUAUCUAUAGUGCCCAUUAGAAAUGGUCAAAACAUGGGAUGAAAUUAUCACCUUCCCCAGCUGAAUUUUGAUGAAAAAUAGGAACACAUUUUUUAAACUAGUUGUAGCGUACAUCAACAUGGUAUCUCAAUGUUCCAACUAAAGAACAAGAACACUCCCAUGCGAUCUGCAUGUCCAAUCAAAACUAACCAACACACAUGAAAUUUGGAAUAUUGCGUACUCAUGAUUAACUGCCAUGAACUAUGUACAGAUGGUGGAAACUGGUAACUGGUAGAAAUGGGAGAAACUGUCCUGCAAAUGAUUUAAAAAAAAAAAUUCAAUAUGUAAGAAUCCCUGAUCUUUAGUGGAACUUGCAUUUGUGGUCUGGAGGUCAGAUAUUUUCAGCAAGUCUUUUUAGAUGUACUGAAUAGUCUCCUUUAGGCCGUAUCAUGUACCUUAGAAAGAUAGACUUAGAGACAAAGAUGUAAUUUCAACAAGAGUAUCAUAAACUACUAUUUUUGGUGUAAAAAAAAACAACCAAAACACAAAAAACCCCAGAACAUCAACAGGAAACAUCAUAGGCGGAUAAAACGAUAAAUAUAUAGAGUCACUGCCGUCUUCAGACUUCCUUUGAAACGUAAGCAUCAACACUCUCCACCACCAUACACCGUCUUCCAGUAAGUGACUAUUUUCUCUUACUUCAGAUUGGAAGAGGAACAUAUAUGGAGGGUAGAACAAAAUAUAGACCAUCUUACAUCUCUUAAAAAUCCACUGGUCUGAAAGAUUCUAUUACUUCUGGAGGCAUCCCCUAUCUCUAAAAUGGGAAUUCUAUCAGAACAGGAAAAAAAACUCUCUUCCCUGAGAGGGUAUUGAAACAUCAACUGGAACAUCAGCUGUGCCUGGAACAGUAGCCUUUAAAAAGAAGACUACAUGGAGCUUCCAGAUUGUUAUUACCCAGACCUUAACCUUACGUGCAACGAUUACAAUGAGAAUGAACAUUUUCUCAGGGCCAGCAAAAUCUUUCUGCCCUGUAUGUAUGCAUUUGCUUUUGCCUUCGGGCUGAUAGGAAAUUUUUUAGUCCUUAUCAUAUACAUUUUCUGUGAGAAACUGAAGACGUUGACAGAUGUAUUUUUAGUGAGCUUGGCUACAGCAGACUUGCUUUUCCUUUCCACCUUGCCAUUCUGGGCAUAUUCUGCUGCUCGCGAGUGGAUUUUUGGCUCCUUGAUGUGUAAAAUUAUACGGGGCCUGUACACUUUGAAUCUGUACACUUCAAUGUUAACGCUCACUUGUAUAACUAUUGACAGAUUUAUUGCUAUUGCCCAAGCCACAAAAGCCCGCGUGUGUCAAGCCAAAAGAAUGGUUUGGGGGAAAGUGAUCUGCAUUUUAGUUUGGGUGAUUUCACUAGCAUUUGCAACGCCACAAUUUAAAUACAGUACACAAUCAAACUAUGAUAAGUCAGUCUGUCAUGCAGUGUAUCCUUCAGAUCUCACAGAAUUGGUUUUUAAAGUGCUCCAAAUGACCCUUGGAUUCUUUAUCCCCAUGCUAACCAUGAUUAUCUGCUACUCAAUAAUUAUCAAAACUUUACUUCAUGCCAGGAGUUUCCAAAAACACAAAUCCUUAAAAAUAAUAUUUUCUAUAGUAGUGAUGUUCAUUCUUACUCAGUUACCCUACAAUUUGUUGAUACUCAUACGCAAUAUACAUGUGGAAUUCAACCUGGACUACAAUUUCGACUCUGCAGUGGUUAUAACAGAAGCAAUUGCUUAUCUCCAUGGCUGUCUCAACCCUGUUCUAUAUUUCUUUAUUGGGGUGAAGUUCAGGAAGAACUUCCAGAAAAUCAUCAAGAACAUCAGAUGUGUUAAGCGCCAAGGUAUCGUGAAGCAAUGGCAAACCACUGAAGAUGAGGGCUCAAAAACUUGUACUGCCUCACCCAAUGUAGAAGCAACAAGCAUGUAUCCAUUAUAAAAAACUGCAUAGAGGGUCUCAGCUUUGUUAAUUUUUUAAAAAUGUACUCACAUUAUGACAGGGCUUAUGUAACAGCCACAUGAGACUGAUAUAGUAGAAGCAGGCUCCGUGUAAGCUUCUCAACACAUCCAAUGCAUCUCAGUCCUGACAUUGUAGCACUCCUGUUAUUCCUGAGCAAAGACUGGUAACUGGGUGAAACUCUGCACUAGUUUUAUGAUAGGUAUACAUAAAGGUUUGAGGAUGAGAUCAUCCAACUCUUUCAUGUGUGAUCUAAGGCUGGGUUUGAACUUAGGGUUGCAGCGAUAGAAAGCUAGUGUAUCAGCCCUCUGGGCAAGUUAACCUCCCAGGAGGGAUGUUUGUAAGCAGAAAAGACAUUUAAGAGCUUUGUUUUAAAGAUGCUAAGUGAAUAGUUGUAGUUUGUUGUGACUUUUAGCCUGACUUUUUAUAUUAAAAUUUAAUU
This is a messenger RNA of Caretta caretta (loggerhead turtle), 2543 nucleotides long. It is a transcript of the gene CXCR6, whose product is annotated as C-X-C motif chemokine receptor 6. Gene Ontology annotation, biological process: G protein-coupled receptor signaling pathway; inflammatory response; immune response. Lineage: Eukaryota; Metazoa; Chordata; Testudines; Cheloniidae. Gene Ontology annotation, molecular function: C-C chemokine binding; C-X-C chemokine receptor activity; C-C chemokine receptor activity. Gene Ontology annotation, cellular component: membrane; external side of plasma membrane. The record is from RefSeq and is a predicted model, not a curated record.